This is a messenger RNA of Lingula anatina, 3009 nucleotides long. RefSeq lists its product as uncharacterized. The record is from RefSeq and is a predicted model, not a curated record. NCBI's taxonomy places the organism in Eukaryota, Metazoa, Brachiopoda, Lingulata, Lingulida, Lingulidae.
GCAUUUACCUGAGGAACACGGAUAACCGCAGAGUGCAAAUAAGAAGCCGGUUUUUUUAUAAGUGUUGGUGAUGAGUAAUAGACAUAACUUUUUUGUGCGCGCACCGGUAUAGCAGCCGAAGAGAAACUAGGGCAUCGUUAAGUUGGCUGCUUUAAAACAAGGUACACACGAAUAUAGUGGCGGUCUCAUUGCAUGCCAGCGCUUGGUCUUAGAUCUCGGGAUUUACAACUAACACAGGCUGUGGAGGGAACAUAUAGAGAGAGAGCGAGGGGUGCCUAUACAUCUAGUAACGCACUAUGGCCACAAAAUCAGGAAACCACGUAAAAGGGCACCACCAUCACCACAGAAAUCAAGAUGGCGCCACAGAUGAAGAAAUCCCACCCAAUAUCCGUACUCACUCUCUGCCUUCUUCUGGAGACGGCGACGGUGAGAUUUUCAACACGCCGUUUGAGGGCAGCACUACCAUCACGACGACCACAAUCCGAAGCAGCUACAGUUCCUCUGGCGAUGGCGCCCCUAUCAUAAAAACGACAGAAGAGAGGUCGGUGACCAAAGGCGGACAUCCGCCGACGAGUCGCAAAAGCGUGAAAAAAAUCCCGUCCUCAUCGCCACCAUGCAACAAGCCUGACCUUGACCUUGGAGAACCCGAAAUCGUCCCGCUAGAAGAAGGCAUAACAGAGUACCCAAUGGAGAAAAUCUUCCCGAGAGAGGAAGUAGUGAAAAUGGAGAGGGAGGUCGCAAGGACCAACUUCCUGGCCGAAUCCGUCAUCGCCACGGACGAACGCCUCCGUGUAAGCCCAUGCACCUCCCAGCCGUACCAAUGGAUCUGCCAUCUCAAAAUGCGCGCCGCCAGCGGGCAGUACUAUAUCGGCACUGGCGCUUUCAGCACGAUGCUAGGUCCUGGCCAGCCCGCCAUUAUUCUAACCUGUGCCCAUAAUCUCUACAUGAAAGAAGAGGGCGGAUACGUCACGAGCGUCACCGUCUACCCGAUGCGGGACUCCUACAAGGCCCCUUCGGGUCAAUUCACGGUCGGGCGAGAAAAUUUCCGAUGUCGAGAGGCUUUCGUACGGUACAACGACUCCAUGGAAGACUUCGCUGUCAUCUUCGUCCCCGACUCGCAGCGCUAUUUCAAUUCCGACUUCGGCUUCGGUUACGACAUUCUCUCCGAUUUCGAUCUCCAGAACCGCGUGGUGACCAUUGCCGGCUACCCAGGCGACAAACCGUCGGGCACCAUGUGGAUAGCAGGCGGUAAAAUCAGAAAUAGCCAGAAGAGGAUGAUCCAAUAUGACAAUGACACGAAAGGAGGCCAAAGCGGAAGUCCGGUGUGGACCUGGAGCCGAUAUAAUUGGAUGAUGAUCGGUAUCCAUGGUUACGGCGUGGGCUCCUACAACGCGGCGCGUAGAAUUAACUAUGAAUUCGUUGAGCAGGUUUUGGACUGGGCUAAGGAGUACAAAAGAUGGUAAAUAGAUAACUUUUAGGCAACGCUUUGGCCUCUUACUCUACAUGUUCAAGACCCCCGACAUCACACAGAAGGAUCUGGAGUAAUUUAAUUAGACUUAAUUGAUUAAACGUUUAAUUGAUGAAUCGAUUAAACGUGGACAGGGCUACAGAUUAGAAAAGGGACAGAUAGUUUGCAUUUUUAGCGGUUAGAUCUACGCUUCCACAAAGGCUGCACGCAGAAUAAACACGUCGACUGUUGGACUCAGAUAGCAAUGCACACACAAUGAAUGGUUUAAAAACUUACUGAACACAUACAUAUUGUUACUGGUAUCCUCUCGUAUAUAUAUAUACGCAACAGCAUGAACCUAACGCAGGGCGCAUAGCGAUGAGUGUAGAGGGACGUCAGUCCAAAUACGUUACAGAGACACAUAGACAAAAACCACGGACUUUAAAAAAUGAUGUGAUACGUGAAUAUUACUUGUUGAAUAUCUAGUUUGAAUAUGUGGUUGUGAUAUUGUGUGACAUGGACGUAAGGAAAGGUAAUGGAAAGAACCACCACGUUUUGAAGGGUAUCUGAAUGCUAGGAUUAAUGUAAGGUAGCUGCACAGAACGAAAGUCCCCCUUUCACUAUAAAACAAGAAGAGGACCAUAGGGAAUAAGCCCCUCAUAACUGAUUAAUAUAUUUUAGUUGAAGUUAUCAUUUGUUCGUGGCUUAGAUAUACUGCUUAUUAAUUGUGAUGCAAAAGGCAAGAACUGUUUUUUGAUUGAUCGGUCAAUUUAUUUAUUGAUUUUAAUUUUGUUUCAGUUAUUAUUAUUUAUUUUAUUUUAUUUUAUUUUAUUUUAUUUUAUUUUAUUUUUGACUGAAUGGUUUUAGACUGAAACCUGCGACCCAAGCCCCGUAACUCGAAACAUCGCGUAUUGCGAAUAGCAAUAUUACCUGGAGGCUACAAUGUAUUAUAUGGGGCGAGUAUGAGUUACGGGGCCCUGGUUAUAAAGGGGAACUGAAAACCGAAAACCAAGCCUGUUCUCUGCCUGUUUCUUUUAUGUUGUGCACAUUACGAAUUUUUGGGUGAUUUUGGUGCAAAAGUGCAAAAUAUUUAUAUCAUACCAACGCUGCUUGUUGGUAGCUAUAGUUGAGUUAAUUGUGUUUAAGAAUAGAUUAGUAGGCUGUGUAGGACUCUUGGGUCUAGAUGAGGAAGUUACAUUGUAGUUCGAUCAAUGUUCAGGGCUGGAUACACCACUCACAAUAAUAGAACUUUAAAAACGAACGAUGCUUACAUGGAACUCCAAUGUCCGUAGACAAUUUUAACUACUUUAAAAACUUUACAUUUGCUAUGGCCAUCUGCUAACGUCACUUGGACCCAAACCAGUUAAGAUCUUCAUCUGUGUGAACGCACGCUGCUUCUUUGCAUACUUUAUUACUGUUAAUAUUAUCUUUAUGGUUCAUAUUAUAUACAUAUGUUCUUGUUCAUUGUUAAUCUCUGCCAAUGAGCCACAAGUAAAAAAUUCUUUAACGGAUGUCUUUGCAUGACACCAAACCGAAGACCGUGUUAUUCGUUUUUAAAAGCG